Molecule: messenger RNA, 3867 nt
Organism: Sphaeramia orbicularis (orbiculate cardinalfish)
Lineage: Eukaryota; Metazoa; Chordata; Actinopteri; Kurtiformes; Apogonidae
Product: NACHT, LRR and PYD domains-containing protein 12-like
Exons: 12
Coding region: 374-3631 (1085 amino acids)
Biological process (GO): regulation of apoptotic process
Molecular function (GO): protein binding
Source: RefSeq, a predicted model, not a curated record
ACCAGGUUUACUGGACUCUGAGUUCACUGUGUUACUUCCUGUUGUGAACACAGUGUUUCUGUGAUGUAAACUCACAGUAGUUUUGCUGGUUCUCCUUUCAAACCGACUGAAGUUCACAAUAUGGAUGAAGAUCUGGACGGAGCAGAUGGAAACAGGGGUUUGUCCACAGAGGAUCCUCCAGAAGGCAGUGAUGAACCAGGACCCUCAGAGCUACAAGAUCAGUCUGACAGACUCAGAUCAGAGUCCCCAGAGACCGCCUUUAAGUCUAUGAAGAGAAACCGGUCUAAAGACAGACCUCCAGAUUCUAGACCUGAACCGGAACCCUUCGAACACAAAGUUCAGAUCAGCGUCUCCAGAGUCCAGCUGUCUGUUCAUGAGGAGCAACUGGUCUAAAGGUGACCCUCCAUGCUGUAGUCCUGAACCUGAACCUGAACCUUCAGACACACAGAGCACUGGACGACGAGACAGGAAGAGGACACCUGGUCCUGAAGUGGACCCGGCGUCCAGCUGGGGACACGGGUUCUGCAGACAGUGCAUCACUUCAUAUCGGGACCAGUUUGGUUCAGCAGGAGACUCGUCCUGUCCCCAGUGUGAAGAAACACCCAGAACCAGAACUGGACCACAGAUGGACAGCGCUGUACAAAAUGAACAUAAGCUCAGUCUGAGGAGCAGAUGUGAAUGUGUGACUGAAGGAACAGAUGAAGCAGGAGGUAAAACCCAUCUAAACCGGAUCUACACUGAGCUCUACAUCUUAGAGGGACAGAGUGAAGAUGUUCAUACCCAACAUGAGGUGAGGACGCUGGAGACAGCUUCCAAGAAGAAGAUCAUCCAUGACAAACCCAUCAGGUGUCAGGACAUCUUCAAAGCCCUACCCGACCAGCAGAAACCCAUCAGAGUGGUUCUGACCAACGGCGUGGCUGGAGUUGGAAAAACCUUCUCGGUGCUGAAGUUCACUCUGGACUGGGCCGAGGGUUUAGAAAACCAGGACGUCAGUCUGGUGGUUCUGCUGUCCUUCAGAGAGCUGAACCUGGUCAGAGAUGAGCAGUACAGUCUGCUGACGCUGCUCCAUGUUUUCCAUCCAACAUUACAGAAGGUCACAGCAGAGCAGAUCAACGUCUGCAAACUUCUGUUCAUCUUCGACAGCCUGGAUGAAAGCAGACUUUCACUGGAUUUCAACGACUGUGAGGUGGUUUCAGACGUCACACAGAAGAAACCAGUCAACGUCCUGUUGACCAACCUCAUCAAGGGGAACCUGCUUCCAUCAGCUCUCAUCUGGAUAACUUCCAGACCUGCAGCAGCCAAUCAGAUCCCCCCUUCAUGUGUCGACAGGGUAACAGAAGUCCAAGGCUUCAGUGAUGACCAGAAGGAGGAGUAUUUCAGGAGGAGAUCCAGUGAUGAAGAUCUGUCCAAGACAAUCAUCUCACACAUCAAGAAAUCCAGGAGCCUCCACAUCAUGUGUCAAAUUCCACUCUUCUGCUGGAUCAGUUCUAUGGUUCUGGAGCACAUGUUGACUUCAGACCAGAGAGGAGAUCUGCCCAAGACCCUGACCAACCUGUACUCACACUUCAUCAUGGUCCAGACAAAGAGGAAGAAGAAGAAGUAUGAAAAAGGACAUGAGACAAGUCCAGAGGAGCUGACAGAGGCUGACCGGGAAGUUCUUCUGAAGUUGGGAAGAUUGGCAUUUGAACAAAUGAUGAAAGGAAACAUCAUGUUCUACCAAGAACACCUGGAUCAGUCUGGUCUCGACGUCACAGAGGCCUUGGUGUACUCAGGAGUUUGUACAGAGAUCUUCAAAAAAAGGAGUGUGAUCUUCAAGAAAACAGUCUACAGCUUUGUUCAUCUGAGUGUUCAGGAGUUUCUGGCUGCAGUCUACAUCUACCACUGUUACAACACCAACAACACAGAGGUACUGAGGAGGUUUCUGGGACAAUGGGACCAUAAUUCAACCCUCGAUGUCUUCCUGAGAGAAGCCAUCAAAAAAUCCCUCAAAAGUGAAAAUGGUCACCUGGACCUUUUGGUUCGUUUCCUUCAUGGUCUUUGUCUGGAGUCCAACCAGAGAGUUUUAGGAGAUCUGCUGGGUCCAACAGAGAUCAGCAAAAAGAAAACACAGAGAGUCAUCAACAACCUGAAGGAGAUGAACACUAAGGAUGUCUCUCCUGACCGAAGCAUCAACAUCUUCCACUGUCUGACGGAGAUGAACGAUCAAACAGUCCAUCAGGAGAUCCAAGAGUUCCUGAAGUCAGAGAACAGAUCAGAGAAGGAACUCUCUGAGAUCCAGUGUUCAGCUCUGGCCUACAUGCUGCAGAUGUCAGAGGAGGUUCUGGAUGAGUUGGACCUUGAGAAGUACAACACGUCAUUGGAUGGAAGACGGCGACUGAUUCCAGCUGUGAGGAACUGCAGAAAGGCUGAACUUUCUAACUGUUGGCUCUUGGAGCUUCACUGUGACGUUGUGGCCUCAGCUUUGAGGUCCAAUCCCUCGCAUCUGAUGAAUCUUGACCUGAGUAAAAACUAUGACCUAAUGGAUUCAGGAGUGAAGCGACUCUGUUUUGGACUGGAGAGUCCAAACUGCACACUAGAGACUCUGAGUUUGAGCGGCUGCAGUUUGUCUGAGAACAGCUGUUCUUCUCUGGCUUUGGCUCUGAGGUCCAAUCCCUCCCAUCUCAGACAGUUAGAUCUCAGUGAAAAUGUGAAGCUGCAGGAUUCUGGAGUGAAGUGGCUGUGUGAAUUUCUGUGCUGUGUGGACUGUAAACUGCAGGUUUUGAGAUUGAGUGACUGCAGUUUGUCAGAGAUCAGCUGUUCUUCUCUGGCCUCGGCUCUGAAGUCCAACCCCUCCCAUCUCAGAGAACUAGAUCUCAGUAAAAAUGAAGAGCUGCACGACUCAGGAGUGAAGGAGCUGCGUCAUUUUCUGCAGAAUCCAGACUGUGAACUACAGAUUCUGAGAUUGAGCGGCUGCAGUUUGUCAGAGAUCAGCUGUUCUUCUCUGGCCUCGGCUCUGAAGUCCAACCCCUCCCACCUCAGAGAACUAGACCUCAGUGAAAAUGAAGAGCUGCACGACUCAGGAGUGAAGCAGCUGUGUUUGUUUCUGCAAAGUGGAGCCUGUGAACUAAAGGUUCUGAGACUGAGCGCCUGUGGGGUGACAGAUGAUGGUUGCUUGACUCUGGUAGAAGCUCUGAAGUCCAACCCAAACCUCAAAGUCUUGGACUUGAACAACAACAGCUUGAUGGAUUCAACAUGGAAGCUGUUCCGUGAUUUUCAGCAGAGUCCGAACUGUAAACUGAAGAGUUUGAGACUAGAUGACAAAAGGCGGCGCAAAAUCAAACGGGAAAAAUGUCAUCCUGUAAGUGAAGAAAACACAGAGAAGACUUUGCUGAAGGUUCGGUCAGAGUUUGUUGAGCGUGUGUCUAAACCUAAUGUAAACAAGCUGCUGGACAGACUUUUACAUGACGAAGUUAUAAAUGACAGUGAAUUAGAACAUACUAAAUCACUAGGUAAUAAAAAUGCCAUGGCUAGAGACAUGAUUGACACGGUACGAAAUAAAGGCCCAAAAGCCAGCGCGUGUCUGAUAAACGCCAUUUGUCAGAUUGAUAAAUAUCUGUCAAACACCCUGAAACUGAGCCCAUGUAAAGAAUAGCCAGGACAGAUGGUAGGAAACAGCCCAGAAACCGGCCCACAAAACAAAUACUGGGAUGAACCGAAGGGUGACGAUGAUCAAACACAACAUCCAGCACUUCAACUGCCAUCCAGUUACACAUGCAAGAACUGAACUGGAAAAAAUCUAAAUCUGACCAAGUGUAUUUUUCUCAUUUCUAGUCCAAAUAUCUCAUCCCACUUAAAAUCAGACAGAAUCACCUCAAGAGGAACUUUUCA